AUGCUGGAAGAAGCGGAACUGAGGACGGGAAAGAUGCUGUGCCGAACGAGUAGCCCUCCGCCGCCCAGUGCGAGUCCGGCUGGUUCCGAGAUCUCCGUGGGUUCCCCGAGCCCUCCGCCCAUCGGCAGCGAUGGCUCUCAUCCGGCGCACCACCUGGUCCACCCGCACCCCCUGGCCGUGACACAUCUGGUGCAUGCUGCAGCCGCCGCCCACCACCAUCACCACAACCAUCACCAUCAUCACCAUCCGCUCGUUCAUCCGCAUCAUCCGCACCACCCGGCGCUGCAGGCACAUGCCGCCGUCGCCGGUGCGCUGCAGGCGCGGGCCGAGGACUACUUCACACCUCUCAAGCGUCUCCGGAUGUCGGAGGGAGGCAGCGGGCCGGAACCAGCGAGUCCACCGAGCGGAAGUCCUAAGGAGCUGUCGACGAGCCGGGGCUCGAGUCCUACCACGCCGAUUACCUGCCACUCCGGUAGCACCAACACCUCCACCCAUAGCAGUACUACGCCGCACACUACCGGUUCCACCAAUACCACCACCACCACCACUACCAACAGCACUACCAAAUCGUCCGCCGGCUCGACGGCGGCCGAAGGAGUCAAGUCCUUCUCGAUCGCCGACAUUCUGGGCAGGGAUGCUGAGGCGAACAGUGGGCGGGAGCCGAGUCCUCCACCGGCCGCCGCUAGUCUGCACCAUCCGCACCACCUGCAUCACCUGUCGGCGCACCAUCCCGCGGCUCACCUCGCGGUCCAUCAUCCCCACCACCCGCAUCAUCCGCACAGUGGAAGUACGCUCCAGCAGGCUGCCAGCAAGAUCGUGCGACCCUGGGACCAUCUCCGCGGGCCGAUUCCCGUGCGACCGUUCCUGCCACCCGCCCUGCUGCACUACGAGCAUCGGUUAGCGCUGGACUACCACCAGCAGCUGCAGGAACACUUCCGGGCGCAGGCUCAGCUGCUGCGGCACAUGAGCAUGGACAUUAUCCCGUCGGAGAGCGGAUCGGAGCGGUCCAGCUCGGCCGCCAGUGAUUGCUGUUCGCCGGAAAUCGGACGCGGCUCGGACCACCAGAGCCACCAGUCGUCGCAGUCGUCCUCGUCGGGCGUGGGCGGUGGAAGUGGGACGGGUGCGGGUUCCGGCGAUGGGCGAGGUGGAGCGAACGGUGAGCGGGGUUCGGGCGGUGGCAAGGGAGGUGGUGGGAAGACGGCACCGAACGGGACGCCCCUCGAUGCCCUCUUUCAGAUGACCAACAAGAACUUCGACGAAGCCAAUGAUGAUGGUGAGCAAUCGCAUUUAAACCUGUUCGCCAACCGACCGCAGCCAAAGAAGAAGAGGAAAUCCCGCACGGCGUUCACCAACCAUCAGAUCUUCGAGCUGGAAAAGCGGUUCCUCUACCAGAAGUACCUGUCGCCGUCGGAUCGGGACGAGAUUGCGGCCGCCCUGGGACUUUCCAACGCGCAGGUCAUCACGUGGUUCCAGAACCGACGGGCCAAGCUGAAGCGCGACAUGGAGGAGCUGAAGAAGGACGUCGAGACUGUUAAGGUACUGUCGGCACACAAAACGUUCCUGGAGAAUGUCAACGAUAUGAACAUUCUCAAGAAAAAGAUCAUGCACGACGAUGGCGGCAGUCCGCAGAAGUAG
This is a messenger RNA of Anopheles coustani, 1635 nucleotides long. RefSeq names its product homeobox protein B-H1-like. Gene Ontology annotation, biological process: regulation of DNA-templated transcription. The record is from RefSeq and is a predicted model, not a curated record. NCBI's taxonomy places the organism in Eukaryota, Metazoa, Arthropoda, Insecta, Diptera, Culicidae. The transcript is spliced from 3 exons. Gene Ontology annotation, molecular function: DNA binding; DNA-binding transcription factor activity, RNA polymerase II-specific. The coding region runs from base 1 to 1635 and encodes 544 amino acids.